Molecule: messenger RNA, 1437 nt
Organism: Salarias fasciatus (jewelled blenny)
Lineage: Eukaryota; Metazoa; Chordata; Actinopteri; Blenniiformes; Blenniidae
Product: protein ALP1-like
Exons: 2
Coding region: 149-1312 (387 amino acids)
Source: RefSeq, a predicted model, not a curated record
AAAACAAGUGUUAAGGAAUGUAAUGUCACUUGGAAAUGGGACAACCCUUAAACACAGUUACGUCCUUGGACGACAGGGGGCAGCACUGCGCAAGAGGGUAGAAGAAAGCCGGAAGUGGAACAUCGGGAAAUAAACAGUAGAAGCAACAAUGCCGGUGGAAGCUGCAGUAAUCUCCAUAGCGUGGGCUUUGGGAAUCUUUUUAAGAUUGUCCAUAGCGAGAAGAAAAGCCGUAAGACGGAGAAGACAUUUUCGAAGAAUGGCGACGCUGAUGGCUCAGAUACAGAGUGGCCGUGCUGUGUCUUACUGCCAGCUGAACCAGGAUGUGCCUGUACUCCGGCUGUGGUUCAAUGUGGAGGCAGAACUACAGCAGGACUUUCGCCUGACCAGAAGAGCCAUGCAGGGGCUACAGAGACUUCUGCAGAGGGAACAGGACCAUGGCUGGGGCUCUCAACUUGAGGUCCUGAUAUAUGUGUACUGGCUGGCCCACGGACUCUCUUACCGAGUUGUGUCAAGUGUUUUUUGUGUUCCAAGGUCCACUGUCCACCGCGUAAUCCACAGAGUUGCACAUCUGAUCUGGCGUAACCUGAAGCUGGCUAUCAGUUUUCCACGCCUCGAGGAUCUCAACACAAUUGGAGAAGCAUUUGGACAACUUGCAGGAACCCCCGUCCUCAAUUGUGUUGUUGGAGCAAUUGAUGGUUGCCAUUUCCGAAUCAAACCUCCUGCCCAUCACAGAAUCGACUACCUUAACUACAAAGGUUUCUUUUCAAUCAACAUGCAGGCCAUUUGUGAUGCAAAUGGCAGGUUUUUGGACAUCUUCGUGGGCUAUCCUGGUGCUGUGCAUGACACUCGCAUAUUAAAAAACAGUCCUUUUUACAAAGCACAACUAUACCCUCCAGCAGAAUACAUCCUUCUGGGUGAUGGCGGCUAUCCAUGUUUAGCGACGCCCAUCAGCCUCUUAACACCAUACAGAGAACCUGUGCGGGACCGGUCAGAGUCCAGAUUCAAUUAUCACCACUCCCGGGCUCGCAGCAUCAUUGAAAGGGCUUUUGGUGUCCUGAAGACACGAUGGAGGUCUACCCUUUUUCGAGCCCUAGAGGUUAGACCAACAUUCUCCCCAGUGGUCAUUGCUACCUGUGCCUUUUUGCAUAAUGUGUGUUUGGACAACGGUGACGUGUUGGAGCCAGACACUGACAUUGCACAAGACAUGUACGACCCUCGACCACCACCUGCCCCACUGGCGAAUGAGCAGUCAGGAAGUGCCAAAAGGGACCAGCUGGCUGCAUUACUCUCUGGCCUGGAGCAGCAGUGCUAAACUUUGGUCAAUGAUCAAUAACAACAGCCUGUAUAACUAGUAAUGUGCCCUGCAAUAGAAAUGUUUAACAUGUUGCAUGUGUGACCUUGUAAAUAAAUGCUUUCAAAUGAAUUUUCUUGAUUUCU